AUGGCUCCAGAACGAAAAUCCCGACAGAGGAAGCCAGCCAAAGUCGCAUUCGUGGAUGUUGGUGAAAAUGAUACCAAUGGCAGUGCGAGUGAAGAUAUAAUGGAGAAAGAUGAGACUGAAGAGAAGCUAGAAAGACUGCUAUUUGGCGACUCGGAAGGGUUUCACAGUGCGCUCAAGGAACGCGAAGUGUCAACGUCCAACGGGCUCGUUCUUGCAGACGGGUCGGACUCGGGAGACGGAUUGAGAGACGGCGGUGAUUCAGAAGAUGAUUUAGCGGAUGUGCCUGAUGAGGAUCUAUUCUACCUUGACGCUGGAGACUCUACAACUCUAGCUCCCAUAUCAAAGGAUGAACAGCCAACGACAGGAGAUAUAGAGCCAUUUACAGAGCCGGAAAUCCCUGCUGCAUGGGAAGAUAGCGAUGACGACCGCAUUCGAGUCUCACUGGCUGAUAACGAGCGUCUGAGAAAAUUACGACUUAACGAGGCCGAGGAUGUGAUAGGUGGGAGAGAAUACAUUGCUCGUCUUAGGAGGCAGUUUGAACGUCUCCAGCCCGCUCCAGAAUGGGCCAGUCCAGCAGCUAAGAGACGAAAGACAGCUGAGGAUACGUCUGAUCUGUCGAUGGAUGACCAGGAUGAAGAGGAAUCCAUGCCCGCGCAGCCCCUGGCGAAGCUGUUGCAGAAUAUAGGAGACCUGACUAGAUCUGGUCCAAAUGUUACUUCUGCUGGAAAGAGAAAGCUGCGCCAGGGUGUUCUGGAUAUUCAGCGUUUGAAAGAUGUUGGUGGGAACCAGCCGUCUUCAAUUGACUCAUUGUCUUUCCACCCUCAUUAUCCACUACUACUUUCAUCUGGGCCAGCAUCUACCCUUUUCCUACACCACAUAUCACCUGACGCUGCUUCUCCUAAUCCUCUACUUACCUCCCUCCAUAUUCGCCAUACACCUCUAAAAACCAGCACAUUUGAUCAGCCAACAGGUAACCGUAUCCUAUGUUCUGGUCGUCGACGAUUCUUCCACGUCUGGAACCUGGAUACGGGGAAGAUUGAAAAAGUCGUCGGUCCAGCUGAUCGCAAACACGAACUAAAGUCCAUGGAAUAUUUUAAAGUCUCCCCAUGUGGCCGCUGGAUCGGAUUCGAAGGAACUACCAAAAAGGGCGGCGGCGUUAUCAUUAUCCUCGAUGCAAAUACCAUGCAAUGGGUAGCCCAGGUACACAUCGACAGCCGCGGAGGAGUAGCCGACUUCGCGUGGUGGAGUGAUGGCGAAGGAAUGUGUGUUGUCGGUAAGAACGGUGAAGUCAGUGAGUGGGAUCGACGUGAGAAACGCAUUGUUGCUCGAUGGGUGGACGAAGGUGCCGUUGGCACCACGGUCUUGAGCCUUGGAGGACAAACCGGCCGGCAGGAACUUGGAGGUGAUAGAUGGGUUGCCAUCGGCAGCUCUAGCGGCAUUGUCAAUAUAUACGAUCGAAAGCCCUGGGCUGACGCUGCGGCUUUAGCCAGCAGGGGCAAGCCGUCCCAAGCACAUGGCGAAGCAGCAGAUGUUCAGUUUGGAGUACCGCAGAAGCCGAAGCCGGCUCGAGUGUUGGAUCAAUUGACGACUCCCACCAGUCAUUUGGUAUUUGCUAAAGAUGGCCAGUUCCUUGUCAUGGCCAGUCGUUGGAAGAGAGAUGCGCUGAGGCUGGUUCAUCUACCAUCAUGUACCGUCUACUCGAAUUGGCCAACGUCCAAUACACCGUUUGGUCGUAUAUCUGCUGUUGCGGUAUCUCCUACCUCAGACUCUAUUGCCGUUGCCAAUGAACAGGGGAAAAUCCGCCUCUGGGAAAUCCAUGGAUAA
Microsporum canis CBS 113480 is the source of this 1824-nucleotide messenger RNA. Its product is annotated as U3 small nucleolar RNA-associated protein 18. The record is from RefSeq and is a predicted model, not a curated record. Gene Ontology annotation, molecular function: protein binding. NCBI's taxonomy places the organism in Eukaryota, Fungi, Ascomycota, Eurotiomycetes, Onygenales, Arthrodermataceae. Gene Ontology annotation, cellular component: Pwp2p-containing subcomplex of 90S preribosome; small-subunit processome. Gene Ontology annotation, biological process: rRNA processing. Bases 1 to 1824 code for a protein of 607 amino acids. The transcript is spliced from 4 exons.